AUGGGGAGCGAAAGUUUAAUUCAAUCUAUCAAAAGACUCAAGCAGCUUCAUUCAAGAGCAACCAAAAGACACGUCAGACUCAUCACUUUGCUUGAUUCAAUUGAAAUUGACACCGUAAAAGUAACUUUUAUUCAGGAAUAUCCCAACAAAGUCGCCUUUGACCUCGCCUCUUUUGAGGAAUUUACAAGAAUUGCAAGUGACCUGUAUGAGCAAGAUACUGAAAAUUCUGAAAUUACUGAAGCAAUUGAAGAGAAAAUCCUGGAAAUAAGCAAAAUAAAACGAGUCACAAAGUCUUUGAAACAGCAUCUCAUACAUAUUAAAGAGAGACUUAAAAGAGAUGGAAAAAUCAUCAGCACUAACGGUAAAAGAGUUACGGCAGUUGUAAAAGAAUAUAGAGAAAGAUGCAGGAUUGGCUUUAUUGAUCAUCUCAAAAUGAUGGAUUUAGACCUUAGGAGAAUACUAAAACCUAUUGUUCCGAAUAAAGUUAUUGAUGAAAACGUUAAUUUUCCAAAGAUCAAUAAUAAUGAAAGCUUAGUGGCUUCGCUUGAAUCUUCACAAGUUUCAAAAAAACCGCCGGAGACAGUAGAAGAAGUAGAGAUUCCAGAAAUACAAGAAAUUGACCAGACGAAUGACCUGGAAAUUGAAAUCGAGAACGAAGAAAGUCAAAUUGAUAAACUAAAUGCUCACAUUGGCAUGCUGGUUAAUACUUUAGAAACGGUUGCUAAAGAUUUAAUACAAGUUUUAGGAGAAUGCAAUAGGAAAUAUUAUGAAAUUGUGAACCCUGCACAGCUAGGCUCUGGCCCUCCAACACCAUUAGCUAUGCCUUUGCCUGACUCCCCCCCCCUUUAAAUUGGAACUAAAAAUUUUGUUCCAAUUUAAAGGGGGGUUAAUUGUAUUUUUUAAAAAAAAAAUAUCAAUAUAAAAUGUUUUUUAUAAAAUAUAUAAAAAUUUCAACAAAAAAAAAUUCCAAAAACUUAUCGAAUUAGAUCAAUAAAUUUGUUUAAUAAAAUGCUAUUUACUCUUUAUCCUUUAAAACAAAGCAAGAUAUAACUAAAUUUUCAUUAUUAGUUAAUACGCCACUAUUAAUUGGUAUCAAAAUUAUUUACACAAAAAUUAUUAUUUUUAUUGAUAAAAAAAAUUAAAAAAAAAAAAAAAAUUUUAGAAAAUUUAUCGAUCAAAGUGCUAAUUUUGUUUUAAAUAAAAUAUUAUUUAUACUCUAUUCUUUAAAAUAAAGCAAGAAAUAACUAAAUUUUGAAAUUUUAUAAAGAAUUCCUAUUGAAUUUAUAUCAAAACUAUCCAAAUAAAAAAUAUCAUUUUUAUCAAAAAAAAACAAAAAUUUUUUUUAAAAUUUAGCAAUUAAGGAUAAUAAAUUUAUUUAAAUAAGAUGUUCUUUAUACUUUUUUCUUUAAAAAAGAGCAAGAUAUAACUAAAUUUUUAAUUUUAGUUAAGAAAAAACAUUUAACUUAUAUAUCAAAACUUUUAGAUAAAAAUUAUAUAUAUAAUUUUUUAUUAUAAAAUUAAAUUUUGUUCCAAUUUAAAGGGGGGUUAAUUUACCAAAAAAGUGGAAAUUUUACCGAUAUUUUGUUCCAAUUUAAAAGGGGGGAGUGAGUAUUUUACAUUCGAAAUGGGUGAAUCUCAAGAAAUAAUUCCCCAAACCCCACAAACCCCUUUAGUCCAAAAGCAGACUAUUCAAAAAAUAAAAUCAAGGCUAAAUGAGUUAAAAUCAAAAGGUGAACUAUCAACUGCUCAAUGUGACUUGUUUAAGUCAAGACUUGAAAAAAUGAUGAAAGAAGGCCAAUACGACCUAAAUAAAAUUUUCCACGAUACAAAUAUUCCAGUCACUAAACGUGAAGAAAUUGUAUUUAAACUUAUUAACCCAGAAUUUCAAGAAGCCAACGAUGUAAGCAUCCAUGAAAUCCUAGACUCUAACAGAUCAAAAGACAACCCAAAUACCCAAAGAAACGUCAAAAAAAUCGAUAAACUGAAGCCACCAAUAGUAUCUGAAGUCAAAACAACUGAAAGAAAGCAAACCCAUGAAGACGAAAACCAGAAAAAAUUGGAGUAUACUAUUGACGAAAAAUUAGAAGUCCUCCACAAUACUCCUGCAGAUACAGAAAAAAUAACACAGCAAUAUUAUACCCCUAAGGCAGAACCAACAAAAAAACCAGACAGGUUUUACAAGCAAAGAAAGUCUUUACCAGCUUCAGACAUUAAAGAGAAAAAAAUUGAUGGACUCGCCAAAAUAAAAUCCGCUUCCAAACUAGCCCAUGGAGAAAGGGUUAAGCAGGUAAGGGUCAGAUCAAGCACCCCAGUGAUGAAUAAAAGAAAAACUUCACCUUUAGGAAAAGGAAGUAUUUCUUUAUCAAGAAAAAAAGGAGCUGUAAACAAGUCUAUGAUGUAA
This is a messenger RNA of Blepharisma stoltei, 2401 nucleotides long. The record is from the annotation of a GenBank genome assembly. NCBI's taxonomy places the organism in Eukaryota, Ciliophora, Heterotrichea, Heterotrichida, Blepharismidae.